AAAGCUCUUUGCUAGCACCCGUUGGCGAGACUCCCUUCACCGACCCAGAGCGGAACUUGGAGAGUCGGGAAGCGCGGGUCACGGUUGAACGUUGUCUUGCAGAGCAUGCACAGUUAAGUGAAGGCAUUAUCCAUCGUGCCACACACUAUUCGUCCAGCAGAGAGACUGGGUCAUCGACAGGCCGCGAUCGAACUUCUGGGACCAAGGUCACGACCAUUAACCCAGCCAUUUCCAUGCAAUCCUCAACGCAUCGCGGCGAUAACUCGUAUAUCUCGCUCGGCGAACGGCGGGGGAAAUCAGACCUGGCGAGGUUUUCUCUCGAUCUGAGUUGGGCCAGAGCGGUGUCCGACGCGGCUCCCUCAAAGGCGUACCCCUCGCCGCCCAUGUCAGGAUCUCCGCCGCUGCCGCCAAGUCGUAACCCCGAUGCCAGCGAUUGCGGCCAUGGGAGCUACGGAUCGACAGGGCAAGACCCAUUGCGAGGUGCUCAAGCAACGCAACCGGAGCACCCAGAACGGAGUAGGGGGCCGCCAGGGCAAGGGCAAGCAUUCCAGGAACCGCUUCCUCACGCGGCUAUGCUUCCUCCUUAUAGAGUGGAAGAAAUGCCCCAACAGCAGCUCCCUUAUCAGCAGCAGCAAGCACAGAUCCCAUUGCAGCAACAGCCUCGACAGCACACAUACGUCCUACAAGGUCCGCCACCAGGCCCAGCGCCGGACAGACCAGCAGUGGAUGCACGGCAGUAUUCUUCACCCAAGGUACAGAGAAAGACAAAGGGUCAUGUAGCGUCGGCUUGCGUGCCUUGUAAGAGGGCGCAUCUCAGGUGUGACGCACAACGGCCAUGUUCUCGCUGUCUGAGCAAUGGAAAAGAAGACACGUGUGUAGAUGUCCAACAUAAAAAAAGGGGCCGGCCCCGGCUACGGGAUGAGAGAGAGCCCCGGUACGAGGCUCUAGGUCCCAACUAUCCACCGCCACCAGACGUUUCCAUGAGACGUCCACUGUCGUUAUAUACCGAAGCCCCAUUUCCGGCAUUUGGAGAGUCCCAUCAGAGGUCUGGUCCGUACAGAGUUUUAAAAUCACAGAGUGCAAUGAGUGGACCGAUCACUCCGCGGUACCUGGAACAUGCAUCACCCGCCGAUGCCAAUAUCUAUGGUCCGUGGGCGCCACCGACGCUACGGAUGCUCGCACCACAAGAGCCGAUCUGCGCUUAUCUGAACAUGGAGAUGCAGAUUGCGAAGGCGAGUCAAGGUUUUGGUGAAACGAUCGGGAUCCAGCCCGUGGUGUCGAGGAAGUUACAUGAUAUCGUCGCUGCAAAUGAUCGUGAUAAGGUCUUCAGGCUGCAGAGACUCUUCGAAGAUGAACGACGGGAGAGAGAGCCCAACUACCUUCCGCCUAUAUAUCUCAAACUCGAGGAAGACCGUGUAAUCCAGGCUGUAGCUUUAGGACCUGAUGCAUUGGCUCAAUUCCGGACAGAGCGCCAGGAGAGGGUCACGUUCCAGGGACCAGAUGGACAACAGCGAGCCUUCCAGGUUCGAUUUGGCCUCGCAAAAAAGGAGUCCACGUACUUCAUUGUCCUCGUUCUUGACAUUCCCGCGACCCCGCAAUCAUAUCCCCACAACUUGUCAGCGCCAUAUCCACGGGAGCCUUAUUCUCGUGAUUCACAGUAUGGAUUCCAGCCCGCUCAGCAGCAGCCGUACCCAAACCCUAGCGUGCCUCCAUUCGUGGCAAAUACUCCGUUCGGUGAUCCUCGAGGGGAAAUGUCCACAUACAGAAUGACUGGACCGAUGGGUCCCAAUGUUCCUUCGUCGACAAAUAUGACAGUACCCUCUCCCCCUCAAAGGCGGCAAGAUUACUCCCAGGGCCAAAAUAAUCCCUAUCAAACACCGCGCAGUGAAUUGCCACCGUCACCAGAAUCCCAGCGACAACGUGAUCUUCAGCUACCGCCCAUUCGCGAGCAACGUGGCGAGGGCUACUCGGCAGACUCGAUGCAGCGCAGAGAUGACCGAAGCAAUAGAUUUGAUAUUGGUGGCCUCCUCGCAAGAUCUGAUCAUGCUGGCGGGGGCCACUGAUGCUGUUGUAAGCCAGGUUCAUUUCGAGCAUUGUUGUCGAUUAUCGCCAAAGGGGCCUCUGCUCGCCCUCACGACCAAUGUGUACAGCAGGUGCUACUACCCAGUGGAUGUCAUACCGCUAGAACCGAGGUCGUUUGUCCGUUCCCGGCCAGGCCUCAUUAAUACCAUCUGCUUCUUGC
This is a messenger RNA of Amorphotheca resinae ATCC 22711, 2242 nucleotides long. RefSeq lists its product as hypothetical. NCBI's taxonomy places the organism in Eukaryota, Fungi, Ascomycota, Leotiomycetes, Helotiales, Amorphothecaceae. The record is from RefSeq and is a predicted model, not a curated record. The coding region runs from base 234 to 2063 and encodes 609 amino acids. Gene Ontology annotation, molecular function: zinc ion binding; DNA-binding transcription factor activity, RNA polymerase II-specific. Gene Ontology annotation, biological process: regulation of DNA-templated transcription. The transcript has 4 exons.